CUUCAGUAGCUCACUUGCGCCGUAGUUCCAAAGCACAGACAAAUAAACUAGCGGGGCCUUGGUUUAUUUCACGUUUGACAGUUAUCAGCUGAUUUUGUUCUUUUAGCGUUUUUCUUGUAAAUAAUCUAAAAAAUGUCCGAGCGUAAAGUUUUAAACAAAUACUAUCCACCGGAUUUUGAUCCGUCUAAGAUACCUCGCAUGAAAUUGCCCAAAAAUCGGCAGUACACUGUGCGAUUGAUGGCCCCCUUUAACAUGAGAUGUAAAACUUGUGGGGAAUAUAUUUACAAAGGCAAGAAGUUUAAUGCGCGGAAGGAGGAUGUCGAGAAUGACGAUUAUCUAGGAAUUCGAAUAUAUCGGUUUUAUAUUAAAUGCACGAGAUGUUUGCAAGAAAUUUCGUUCAAAACUGACCCAAAAAACACCGAUUACGAGAUAGAAGCCGGUGCCACUCGUAAUUUCAUGGCCUUGAAAUUGGCCGAGGAGCAAGCAAUAAGAGAAGAAGAAGAAGCGAAAGAGGAAGAAGCCAGUAAUCCAAUGAAACUGCUUGAAAACCGCACAAAACAGUCUAAAAACGAAAUCGAACUUCUGGAAUCGCUUGAAGAAUUGAAAGACUUAAACAGAAGACAAGAAGCCGUCGAUUAUGAUUCCAUGUUACUGGCCUACGAUCCCACAAUUUCUCAGCGCGAAAGAGAAGAAAAAUUGCAACAGUUGGACGAUGAAUACGUCAAAACGAUUAAAUUCCAAAAUUCCCAAAAACGUAAAGUUGUGGUGGAAGAAGAAAUAAUUGAAGACGAUGAACCCGAAGCUAAAGUGUCUAAACCAGAGACACCAAAAACUGAAACCGCGUCCAGUGAGCCAAAAGUUCAGAAAAAAAUUGUUAGUGCGAGAAAAAUGUUGUCGGGACUCGUGAAACUGAAAAAGGACGAGCCAAAAAAGGAAGAGAAACCUCAAACUAGCGGAUUGUCACUGUUGGGUGCUUACAGUGACAGUGAAAAUAGUGAAUAAGUUGUAAAAAAUAAAAAGUUUUAUACAA
This is a messenger RNA of Tribolium castaneum (red flour beetle), 1030 nucleotides long. RefSeq lists its product as uncharacterized. Gene Ontology annotation, biological process: mRNA splicing, via spliceosome. NCBI's taxonomy places the organism in Eukaryota, Metazoa, Arthropoda, Insecta, Coleoptera, Tenebrionidae. Gene Ontology annotation, cellular component: U2-type catalytic step 1 spliceosome. Bases 133 to 1002 code for a protein of 289 amino acids. The record is from RefSeq and is a predicted model, not a curated record. The transcript is spliced from 4 exons.